ACCUUACGUUAAUCUAAAGAUCUUGUAACAUUCGUGUUAGACACCACGUGAAAUAGUAAACGUUUAUUCCUUGAGCCGAAUUCAAGGAGGUUGUCGGUUCGUCAAAGUGUUCUGCUACCCCUCUGUUGUCAAAGACGUGGCGGUCAUGUCUUUCUUGCCAGAUAAAAAUACCGAUUACGCGUCGAUGGCCUAUUGGAAUGAGCGUUACGGUACUGAAGAAUCCUUCGAAUGGUGUAAAAGCUAUGCUGGUUUCAAGGACCUCAUCCGAAAGGAGGUGCAACCCACCGACCGUAUUCUAAUGCUGGGGUGCGGUAAUAGCAGUUUGAGCGAGGACAUGUAUCGGGACGGAUUUCACAAAAUCACCAAUGUCGAUUACUCGACUGUGGUUGUCGAGAAUAUGAAGAAUCGAUCAGCUGAGGCUCGAUCAAUGCAGUGGCUUGUUAUGGAUAUCAAGGACCUGAAAUUCGAAAGCGGCAGCUUUGAUGUAGUGCUAGAAAAGGCCACACUCGACGCUCUGCUGGUGGGGGAACGCGAUCCUUGGCGUUUGUCGGAGAAUAGCCGAAUUCUGAUGGAUGAGAUUCUCAUUCAAGUGAGCAACGUAUUGAGCAGUAACGGCCGUUUCAUCUCCAUCACAUUUGCCCAGCCUCAUUUUCGCAAACGUCUUUAUGCCCGUCAGCACUACGGAUGGAAUAUCGGCACAGAGACCUUUGGCGAUGGAUUCCAUUUUUUCUUUUACGUCAUGACCAAAGGUGAGCGUCUAUCUGAGCAGGAUGCCCAACUGCAGUCAACCUGGUCAAAUCACAACCUGGAAAGUCAGUCGACUGUGGCGAGAUUGCAAGAGGACAACAACGAUGACAGCUACCUCAACUCUAUUGAAAUGUAACGACAGACAAUGCUAAUUCCACUUGACCGACUUCUUUUGUGUCUGUGUGUGCAAAAAUAUUUUCUUUUGAUUCUCAUUCGUCACUCUCUCUCAGUCGUCAGCAAUCUACAAUGGACGACCACAGCCUUAUUUAAUGUGAGAGAUAAAUAGAACGUGAAGCGAU
Molecule: messenger RNA, 1046 nt
Organism: Daphnia magna
Lineage: Eukaryota; Metazoa; Arthropoda; Branchiopoda; Diplostraca; Daphniidae
Product: EEF1A lysine methyltransferase 4
Exons: 4
Coding region: 146-883 (245 amino acids)
Source: RefSeq, a predicted model, not a curated record